CAAAACAUGUCGAUGCCGCCCGUAACCGGCCAACCCCAGAUCGGCAGAGACCAUUGGCCAAUAGUGGGUAUGCGCCUUGCCGGAUCGCGACUAGCGCCGUCUGAACAUGCGGAGGUCCCCACGUGCCAAGCGUGCGGUAUUACGAAGUCCUCCCAGUCCUCCCGCACGCUUAUCCCGUCGCAGGCUAUAUCCGACGACUUCAGUGGCCAUCGUUGGUUUUGGAGAGCUCGAGGGAGCGAGCAGCCUCGGUACAAUGCCAGAAUGCAGCAUAGUGACGCUGAUGUGGACUUUAGCAUGUUGCGGGGAAGUGUCUGUGCCGCGGUGCUUUGCGAGCAGGGAGCGCUUCCCACUGCUCACCAGUCAGUGACUCGAUGGAGACCAGCAUCAGAGUGCGGCAAUGCAAGUGGCACAUAACAGCACCUGCCCAAUCUGCCUGUAGGGCGCAGGAUUCUUGGAACGCCUUUCCUCUGGGUACUCAUUCCUUUAUAUCCUCCUUGGGCUCUUGAUUGGCUGUCUGUCUUAGUCCAACAUUGCAUCCUUUAUACAUAAUAGAAUCGCCUUGCUGCUCGAGGGGGGUCCUGGUCUCUACUUCUUCUCUUUUCUCACCUUCUCCUCCCCUUUUCUUCUUGCUUCAAUUCUUGCUGUUCUCUACCCCUUUGGAGCUCAGUUGGGACUUGGUUCAACAUGUCGCUCGAGAAGCAGAACGCCGUGACGGAGAGGAAGGAGGAUGUCGAGUCUACCCCGCCAUACUCAUCAGAGCCUGACUAUGAGUGCGAAUUCACUCCCGCCGAGCAACGCAAGAUUAUCCAUCGCAUCGAUAGGAGGUUGGUUGUUACCGUCGGAGUCUUGUACUGCAUCAGUUUGAUGGAUCGUACCAACUUGUCGUCUGCGAACAUUGCGGGUAUGUCCAAGGAGCUCCAGUUGAAUGUCCUCAGCAAUGGAAUUUCACGUUACUCCAUAGUAACGUUGGUCUUCUUCACCACGUACAUCGUCUUUCAACCUCCAGCCACCGUCUUCGUCCGCAAACUCGGUCCUCGUCUGUUCCUCUCGUGCAUUGUGGUGGCCUGGGGUGCCGUCAUGAUCGGCAUGGGCUUCACAAACGACUUCAGCUCUCUCGCCGCUCUCCGUGUCAUCCUGGGUAUCUUCGAAGCCGGAUUCUUCCCAGCCUGCGUCUAUCUCCUCAGCACAUGGUACUCCCGCUACGACGUUGGCAAGCGCUACUCCGUCUUCUACGUGCUAGGCUGUGUGGCCUCAGCCUGCGCUGGUAUCCUAGCCUUCGGACUCCAACAAAUGCACGGCCUCUCCAACCUAUCUGGCUGGCGCUGGAUCUUCAUCAUCGAAGGCAUCCUCACUGUCGUCCUGGGCGCCGGAGGCUACUUCGCCCUGGUCGAUUUCCCAGACAAGGCGCACAAAUCCUGGAAAUUCCUCAACGAGCGUGAAGUCAAGUUCAUCAUCGACCGAGUCGACCGCGACAGAGGCGACGCAAACCCAGAGCCCUUCGCCAUUGGCAAAUUCCUGCGUGCCGGUCUCGACAUCAAGAUCUGGGGCUACGCCCUCAUCUUCUUCUGCACCACGACCGUCACGUACGCCCUCGCCUACUUUCUCCCCAUCAUCCUGGUCGUCAACAUGAAAUUCAGCAUCGGCGCCGCGCAGUGCUUGGUCGCGCCCCCCUUCAUCUUCGCUGGCAUCGUCAUGUUCCUGUUCAGCUGGGUCGGCGACAAAUACCGCACCCGCGGCCCCAUCAUUAUCGCAAAUAUGGUGCUGUGCCUCAUCGGCCUGCCCAUCAUGGGAUGGGGUGGCUCGCCCGCCGUGCGCUACUUCGGCGUCUUCCUGACCACUGCCGGUGCCAACUCGAAUAUCCCCGCCGCCAUGACGUACCAGGCCAACAACAUCCGCGGACAGUGGAAGCGUGCGUUCUGCUCAGCCACUCUUGUCGGAUUCGGCGGCAUCGGAGGUAUCGCCGGUGGUCUUGUUUUCCGUGAACAAGAUGCUCCAUUUUACUUCAACGGGCUGUAUGCUUGCAUUGCUUGCUGCCUUCUCAACAUCAUCGUUGUGUGCCUUUUGUCCUUGACCUUCUGGCGCCAGAACAAGAGGGCCGACCGGGGAGAGGUCGAGCUUGAGCAUGACGAUACCUCGCAACCUGGCUUCAGGUAUACCAUCUAGACGUCUUC
This is a messenger RNA of Periconia digitata, 2171 nucleotides long. NCBI's taxonomy places the organism in Eukaryota, Fungi, Ascomycota, Dothideomycetes, Pleosporales, Periconiaceae. The record is from the annotation of a GenBank genome assembly.